GCAUGAACCACAGCACUUCAACUUGGACCCUGAGCCGCCCUGGCUUCAGGGACUUCAACAGGAGCUCCAGACGAUUGUCCGGACGCAGAAGCAGAUGGCCUCGCAGAUGCAGGACUCAGGACGGGAAGUGGGAAAGAUUCAGGAGAGCAUUCGGCAUUUGCAUCUUGGUCAAGAUAAUUUGGCAAAGCGGGCUGAUGAGCAAGAAGCUGCACUGGCACAGAUGCGAAAGGAGUUUAGAGAGCUUGAGAAGGAAGUCCAGGAUCUUCGCAGUGCCCCUCCCACGCGACCUGUUAGUCCGGUGUCCACUCCCCGGGGGGGUCAGGGCUAUGCCAGGGCUAACAGCCCAAGGUUUGAUGCGGCAGGCCAACGCGAGGUGGAUGAGCUUCAGCUAGUUGCGGGAGGGUGGAUCGAAGCCAAGAGAGAACAUGUUGAAGCAGACGUUCAAGCUAUGUUCGAUCAGCUUCAGGCACGCCCGCUUUUGAAGGCUGUGUACGUUCCGUAUGUGAGGAGCAGCUUUUGCCGUAUUGAACUGGUCUACACAGAUGACAACAUUUGGGCUCGGCGCAAAGUUCAGAGUACGGUCCUUCAGCACUUGAAAGGGUUGUCCUUUAGGUCGUCUGUUGCGGGGCAAGAAAGUGCUCGCUUCUGGUUCUCUCGAAAUCGAACACAGCAAGACCGCGCCAAGAUACGAGCCAUCUUGCAGACCCAAUCCCUCUGUCAUAAAUACCUUGACGAAUCUUUGGUCGAAAAAGAUUGGCGAGGGAAGGUCUGGGCUUGUGGGACCCAGGUGCUCUUUCACGUUGAGAGGGAUGCGCGCCCCUCCCAGACCCUCAUGCUCAUCGACUCUCGUGGAAAUGAGACAGGAUGGUUUUUGAACGUGGAGCAACUUGUUGCACGUCUCGGGGCCACUCAGGAUGCCAUCUUGGCAGUUUUUGAUGCCAAGCCGGAGUAG
This is a messenger RNA of Symbiodinium necroappetens, 952 nucleotides long. The record is from the annotation of a GenBank genome assembly. Lineage: Eukaryota; Dinophyceae; Suessiales; Symbiodiniaceae.